UUUUCAUAUAAUAUAUAUAUGUAUGUCAUUAACAAUUCAGUAUCACUAGUUAAGAUUUUCUAGUAAAAUAAUGCUCGAUAUUUAGUAUAGAUUAUUAUGUCAUGGAACACUUUAACCAUACCUGAAAAAGAUCGGGUCAGUUUGUCAGUUAGACAUCUUAAUGUUUCUGUAAAGCUGGAGAAAUCAGAUCUUGAAUCUCAUCCUACAAAAGAUAUCUUACAUGACAUUUCAUUUGACUUACAAAGUUGUAAAGUAUUAGCGAUAAUUGGUGGUUCUGGAAGUGGGAAAACUACAUUGUUGAAUACUUUAUCUUCAAGAUUAAAUAUUAAGAACAAGAGUUUGGAAUUUAAAGGUAAUAUUAUUUAUUCUACUCCUGCUAACGAUAAAAGAAUUAAGAAUUCAUAUUUGUUACAAGAUGAUGUAUUUCUUGCGGGUUUAUCGGUAUUUGAAACCCUUAAAUUUCAAGCUGAUUUGCGUUUACCUCCUAAUGUAAAUGAUUUUGAAAAGUUACAGUUAAUUAAUUCAUUAUUAGAAACAUUAGAACUAACUCAUUUGAAAGAUACAAUUAUUGUAUCAUUUACAGGGUUUAUAAGUUUAUCCGGUGGUGAACAAAGACGACUUUCCCUUGCUAUUCAAUUACUUAGUCGACCUUCCAUAUUAUUUUUAGAUGAGCCCACAACUGGUCUUGAUGGUAGUAGUUCAUUAAAAUUAAUGAAAGUCUUAAAGAAACUUAGUUCACCACAAAUAGGUAUUACAGUAAUUCUUUCAAUUCACCAACCUAGAAUAGAAAUUACCAAAUUAUUCGAUAGAAUAUGUCUUAUGACCAGAGGUGGAAGAUUAGUCUAUUUUGGAACAUUAGCUGAUUCAGCCUCGUAUUUCAAUAGAAUUAGCUUUUUAAAUAAUAAUUCUGUAAGUAGCAGAGAGUCCACUAAUUUUGUGGAUUACAUUAUGGAUUUAUCAGUUAAAGAUUCUACAACUCGUGAACAAGAAGAAAUUACCACAAGUAGAAUAGUUAGAUUAGUUCAAUGUUGGAAAGAGUACAAUAUAAAUCGUAUUGAUGAUAUGAAUUACGAUAGUUUAGGAAGUCUUGAAGACUUGAUUCAAAAGUUUUCAAGAUCUACUCACUCAAAAAUACCAUUUUAUAGAGAAGUUUAUGUUUUAACUAAAAGAACAUUCUUAUUGAGUUGUCGUGAUAUAUUAUCAUUAUUAGCUAUGAAUGGAGCUUCACUCAUAAUUGCUGUUUCAACUGGUUGGAUGUUCUAUAGACCAACUCCAGAUUUGUCUGGUAUUAGAUCUUUAACUUCAUCUUUAUAUGUUAUGCUUGAAGUUGUUGGAUUCUGUCCAGUCUUUAUAGAACUUGGCCGAUUAUGGAAUACGGAUGGCAUUAACUUUUUCAGAGAACAUAAAGAAAACUAUGUUAGUGUUCCAGGUUUUAUUAUAUCAAGAAGAUUAGGAAAGAUGUUUUUGGAAGAUAUUCCCUUAGCAAUAAUCUUUGCAGUUAUAACAUAUUUUAUGUGGGGUCUUAGAAGCGGCGUAGGAUACUUUUUCAUUUAUUUCGUCAUAACUAUAUUAGUCUCAUUAAUUGGAAUGGCUUCGGCCAUGGCCUUUUUUGCCUUAGGAAAAGAUUUUGCAGUUGCAGUCAUGCUUUUGAACUUAUUUUACCAAAUUCAAAAUAGUGGUUGUGGAUAUUUCGUCAAUGCCGCUACUAUGCCAGUGUAUGUUCGUUGGACUAAAUAUAUUGCAUAUUUUUGGUAUGCAUUUGGAGCAUUAACUGCAAAUCAAUUCUCUAAUUGGCAUGGAGAUUGUCCAAUCGAUGAUGCUAAUCAAUGUAUUGAAUAUUCAGGUAAUUAUCAAUUGAAAAUGUUAGGAUUCCCCGUAAAUUGGGUAGCAGAACCAAUUGGGAUUUUAAUUGCAUGGUUAUUUGGAUUUUAUAUAAUUACUUAUCUUGGAUUACGAUUUAAGAAUUACGAUGUAGAAAUGUCUAAAACUAAGAAGAAUAGAAUUGGAGGCGAAGAUGAGGAAGAUUAUGAAGAAGAGAAAAUUGACAUGGAUAACGAUAAUUAUGAUGAUAAAGAAAUUAAGUUUCAACCUCCUGUUGCAAAAGAGGAAGUUAUUGAAAAUAUUAAUAUCUCCCUAGUGAAUAUUGAACUUAAAGUUUCACAAAGGAAUUUAUGGUUCAAGAAUACUAGUGAUGUCAAAGUAUUACUUGAUGAUAUUAGUGCAGAGUUUACUAGUAAAUCUCUUAAUGUAAUUAUGGGUCCAUCAGGAAGUGGUAAAACGACACUAUUAAAUUUGAUUUCGAAUAGAGUUGCAAAAAACACAUCAUUUGCAGCCAAUGGAAAAAUAAUCAUCAAUGAGAUACAAGAAAUAAGUCCUCUUGAGCUAUCAAAAAUUGCUGCAUAUGUUUCACAACAUGAUACUUCAUUAAUUCCUAAUUUGACUGUCAGAGAAACACUUUACUUCCAAGCCAAAUUAAGAUUACCUAAAGAAGAGCAUGAUAGAAUUCCUUCAUUUAUUAAUAAUUUAAUUAGAAAGACAGGUUUAAAAGAUUGUGCAGAAACUUUAAUUGGAUCUGAAUUUGUAAAAGGUAUAUCAGGUGGAGAGAAGAGAAGAGUAUCAAUUGCAAUUCAAUUAUUAAGUCGUCCAAAGAUUUUAUUUUUGGAUGAGCCAACUUCUGGUUUAGAUUCAUCUACUGCUUUAUCAAUUUUAACUUUAUUGCAUGAUUUAGCAAAGAGUAAUGACUCAACUAUUAUCCUUACUAUCCAUCAACCUAAUGAAGAUAUGAUCAAAAUUUUUGAUAAUAUUUUAUUAAUGAGUAGAGGUGGGAAAGUUGUAUUUAGUGGUAAAUCUUUAGAUGUGAAGAGCUAUUUCAAUUCUAUUGGAUAUACGAUUCCUGACAACAAGAAUAUUGCCAAUCAUAUCCUAGACUUGGUUUCUCGAGGUAUUGAAGAAGAUAAAGAAGCUAUGGAAAGUCGAGUUCUAGAUUUGAUAACCAAAUGGAAGCAUAAAUCAUUAGAUUUUGCUGCCAAAAGUAAUAAAAAUAAUAAUAAUAAUAAUGCCUAUAUUGAUUUAGCACUGCUUCAUAAAAGAAGAGCUCCUUUCCAAACAACAUUAUUAGCCAUUACUAGUCGUCAAUUUUUAAAUACAAUAAGAACAUUUGAUAUUUUAUUCUCUCGAAUCUUUCAAACAAUUUUCCUAGGUAUAGUUCAUGCAUUAUACUUUUCUCCUUUAAAGAAUACAUCGCAAGGUAUAUCCAACAGACUAGGAUUAGUUCAAGAAGUUUUAAACUUAUAUUUUGUUGGAUUAAUCAAUAAUAUCUCCUUAUAUCCUAUGGAAAGAAAUAUCUUCUAUCAAGAAUAUAAGGAUGGAGUAUAUGGAGUUAGUGAAUUUACUACUUCUUAUCUUAUUAAUGAACUCCCCUUGGAAUUUGUUCCUUCAAUUAUAUUUUCAGCACUUAUUGUAUUUGUUGUUGGACUUCCUCGAACUCCAGCCAUGUUUUUUGCCAUGAGCUUUUGUUGUUUUGCAUCAAUUAAUAUUGGAGAAUCUCUUGGUAUAGUGUUUAAUUCCCUUCUUAAUCAUUUAGGAUUAGCUACCAACGUAUUAUCUAUAAUCAUAAUGUUUGCUGUAUUCAUGGGUGGUACUAUGUCCUUACAAAUGCCUCAGUUCUUUAGAGCUAUAAAUUGGAUUAAUCCAAUGAAGUAUGCAGUGGGUAUUACUGCACAAUUAGGAUUUGAAAAUCAAACUUUUAAGUGUGUGGGUAAUAUUUCUUCUUGUACUUUAAAUAGUGGUGAAAUGGUUUUAGAGUAUUAUGGGCUUGGGGGUAAUAUGGCAAGAGAUUUUGGGUGUUUAGUUGCAUGUCUUGUUAUCUACAGAAUACUUUCAGUAGUGUCGGUCUAUCUUAGAGUUAAAUAUUUUAACUAGUAAUUUAAACGUUUUAUUUUGUUAAUAGAUAUAUUUAUAUUUAUAUUUAUAG
This is a messenger RNA of Scheffersomyces amazonensis, 3973 nucleotides long. RefSeq names its product ABC transporter family protein. Gene Ontology annotation, cellular component: membrane. Gene Ontology annotation, molecular function: ATP binding; ABC-type transporter activity; ATP hydrolysis activity. Bases 97 to 3921 code for a protein of 1274 amino acids. Gene Ontology annotation, biological process: transmembrane transport. The record is from RefSeq and is a predicted model, not a curated record. The transcript has a single exon. Lineage: Eukaryota; Fungi; Ascomycota; Pichiomycetes; Serinales; Debaryomycetaceae.